AUGCUUGACGCUCUAAGAUCAGCUCCGUUAACCCUCGCAUUCAGCACUUUGCUCGGCGCCGCCUUCGCUGUCGGCCAUCAUGCGUUCUAUAACUCCCUGAACAAUCAACAGACCCCCAACUCUCAAUAUGAUAUCCUCGGUAUUCCAUACAGUAUAUCGGGACAGCAAAUCGCUUUAUCGGCUGGCACAUUAUUUGCAUUUAUAACAAAGUAUUGGCUGGGUUAUGCUGUAUCUACCGCCUUUCAGCAAAUAGCAUGGAGGAAACUACGUCAGCAGUCCAAUACUCUGGGCACGAUUGACAAUAUUCUAGACGUCCUCGGUAAUGGGUUCUUGUGUUUUUCGCCGGCGCUAUGGAAAGGGUUUACAAAUGCUAUGCCGAUGGCGGUUGUGUUUUGGCUCCUCCCCGUAAUGUCGUUCAUUACGCCAUCAACGUUGACCGUGCAUAUGAAGCAAAUAUCCAAUGCAUCAAUGCAGUUAGUUCCACGAGUCGACUUCACCUCUAUGAACUUUGCAUUCCUCGCUGCUGGCGAAGCAAGCUCACCAGUCUACAACUAUCUGGGCCCCCAGUAUGGAGUGCGAAAGGCCGUCACUUUAGCCCUAACCGAUGGAGAAAUCCAACCUAUUAGUCCACCGCAAGCAAACUCGUCCUGGGUUUUGAAGUUUAAUGGACCAGCGAUAAACUGCCAGCCAGUCAAUGCCACUCUUCACCAGGAAAUUACGGACAACAUAUUCGAUACAAUAAAUGCCUCCUAUAGGAAUUCAACCCCCUGUGGUAUCUCCUAUGGCUAUAUCUCCUGGGUCCCGGAUUCGUCCACGUCAAAUGGCUCACUGCCAUUCACCAAUUCCUCGGGAAGUUACUCUCUUCGAAGUGGUACUGUGGGACCCAAGGGGGAAGAUUUCGCUGCAAGCGAUGGUUAUCCAUAUCCUGCAAGCUAUCCACCGCUUGCAAUCAUGGUUGCUGCACUACCGCGCAUGUAUAGUGGGCUAUCCGAGAAUUGCAACAUGGAGAAAUCAGCUUUGAAUGAUUCGACGAUUUUGGAAUGCUCUCUUUACAAUGCCACGUAUAUCAGCAACUUUACUUAUGUCAAUGGCGCCCAGACUAUAAACACCACUCUUCCGUUGAAACACAUCAGUGAUGUCGGUUAUAUUGGGGGCGUUGAAGGGUCCUAUCCUUUUGGAGUCACCUAUGCGAAUGGCACCAUUAUCGAUCCGCAAGGUUCUGCUGCGAGUGACUAUAAUACAACUCUCGUGGAGAUGUUUUCCUAUCAGGCUGUAAUGGAUGCUUUCGGUAUGAUGAUGGUUGGUACGGUUGCAAAUUACCAAGUGGAUGAUGGCGCCUGGUCAUUAGUCGCCAAAGACACGAGCCUCAUGACCACAGUGUUCUUACAGACGAACGAACUUGCAUUCUUGCAAUCUGCCGACCAAGACAGGGAGCUCAGCGAGCUCGGCAGGGAGCAAGUAGAAUGGCUCGGUGACUCAAUAACGAUAUCUGGCAAUGGAACUAUGCCGCUGUUAGACGCCCUUGAAGAUGCAUUUAGAAAUGCUACAUUGUCUCUGAUCGCCCAAUAUUCGCUUCAGCCGAACAUGUCCAGUCCAUAUGCUCCCGGGAAGGUGAACGUGACUGUCACAUCUUCUAUGAACGUGUACUUAUACUCAAAAGGCGUUUUGUGGACAGCAUACGGAUUAGGCAUCUUCUUCACUUUAUUGUGUGUGGUUAGUGGAGUUUUGGCUUUUAUUGCGAACGGGGAACGAACAUACAAUACCAAAUUCUCGACUAUUCUACGCACAACACGAGACGCCCCCUUGGUCGAUAGGCCAAAGCAACAACAUGAAGAUGAGCAAAUAGAGAUUGUUCAGAUUCAUGCCGAAGAUCUUGAUGGGAAGAGUCCAUUGCCGCCAUACUUAGCCAGAGCAGAGAUUUUAAUGGCACAGAAUGAAUACCACAGGAUUCAGGAUGGUGUGGAGGAUAUUGAAUUGGGAGAACCUCAUCAUCCAGUUGUUAGCAGUAUUACUGAUGGUCAAAGUACUAGACAGACAUGA
Talaromyces atroroseus is the source of this 2040-nucleotide messenger RNA. RefSeq lists its product as hypothetical. The record is from RefSeq and is a predicted model, not a curated record. The coding region runs from base 1 to 2040 and encodes 679 amino acids. The transcript has 2 exons. Lineage: Eukaryota; Fungi; Ascomycota; Eurotiomycetes; Eurotiales; Trichocomaceae.